AUGAGCCUGAAACACAGUAAGAUUAUGAGGAAUGGUUUCAUGUGCCAGUCUGAGGCAUCAACAGCAGUGUGGUCAGUGGUUGUGCCCAGGAGUAGGAGUAAGAGGCAUGAAAGAAGUGUUUCUCUGGAUGAUACAAGGUUGAUCAACUAUUCCAAGUACUCCAAACUUGUUGACUUUGGCACUACCAGAUUCAAUUCAGCUCACAACAAAUGUGACUCUCUCUCUGUAGCAAACAUCCAGCAGAGAAACCAAGAUCAAGAGAAUGAUUCAAGGCAACUUCACAAAACGCCAACAGAUCAUGUCUUCCAGGUGGUCGUGAUGCGAGUUGCUAUCCACUGUGAAGGAUGCGCUGGUAAAGUGAAGAAACAUCUCUCUAAGAUGGAAGGAGUUACAUCAUUCAGUGUAGAAGUGGAGUCGAAGAGGGUGACAGUGAUGGGAUUCAUUUCUCCAGUGGAAGUUCUUCAGAGCAUUUCAAAGGUCAAGAGGGCUGAGUUCUGGGAUUAUUAA
Molecule: messenger RNA, 507 nt
Organism: Sphenostylis stenocarpa
Lineage: Eukaryota; Viridiplantae; Streptophyta; Magnoliopsida; Fabales; Fabaceae
Source: the annotation of a GenBank genome assembly